GCGGUGAUCGUUAGCGCAUGAACCGGAGCACGCGAUGGAAGAAGAGGACGCGAGAGACUACAAUGAACCUUGUGGAUAUUGUUCUGCUGUCAGCUGGAGCAUUACAGAAGAAGGCAGAUUUUAUUGCACAUCUUGUCACACUGUAAUAGAAAAGACUAGAGAAGUUCUAACUGGUGAUGUUACAACUAAUGCAAGGGCACAGUCUAUCUCUAGAGGAUUAAGAAAAAGAAAGAAUAAAUUUGAUAAAGGUUGGGAAUGGUUCAUAUGUGAAGGCUUUCAAUAUAUUCUUCAGAAGCAAGCAGAAGCUCUGCAGUCUUUAGGAGUUUCUUCUCAGAUGAAGGAUGAAGUUCUGUAUAAUUUUUGGAAAAGAUAUCUUCAUAAAAGCAAACAGGAUUACAGUGACAAGCCUGUCAAUGAUAUUACUCAAGAUAUUUUAUCACAGCACACUGACCCUGAAACAGAAGUUGAAACUACUAGUCUGAUUAACUUGGCUUGUUCAGCAAGUGAUACAGAUGUGAUACCAGAAUUUAGCUCUGGUGCUGCUUCUUCUAUUAGCGAAGCAUCAGGAAGGUCUGCCUGGUCUGGAUCAGUGGAUGGCAGUUCAUAUUUACAGAAAAGAAAGAAAGGGGAUCUGAGCUUGUCAAUGCCAAUGACUCUGGCUUUCUGCUAUCUGGCAUUAUUAUGGCUGAGAGAAUCAAUUACGUUAUCGGAUCUUUUAAGGUUGGUAAUGGAUGGUCACAUUCCUUACUUGAAUGCUUUUAAAGAUUUCCCAGAGGAGAUGAAGAUGUAUGGGUCUGACUUUAAGAUCUUUCAUGUACAGUCUUGGCCAAAGUAUGAUGAUGUUCUUAAAAAAAUGCACGCCCUUGCAGAAUUCAUGGACCUGCCUUGUUUUCCCGAUAUAACUGAGCGCAGCUUCCUUCAUCCAAACAUUCUUUGCAUGAAAUAUUUGAUGGAAAUUAACUUGCCUGAUGAUAUGAACAAAUGGACUUGCAGAGUGGUAAAAAAGAUUGGUGUUGGUGAAACAGACUUUCUGACGCUUCAUCCUGGUAAUAAAUCAGCUUGGACAGUGAAAUACGAUAUUCUUGCCACAGCUGUCAUUAUAGUAGUGCUGAAAAUUCUGUUCUUGCUGGAUGAUGAAUAUGAGUGGUUGCUAGCAAACUAUGCGGAGGAAAGAAACAAAAAAAAUGAAGAAGGUUGUCCAGUUUUUGAUAUUAGAAAAUGGUACAUGGUUGUAAAGAAUAUUCUGGAUGUGGAGCAGAAGAAAUUUAAUGAAGAAAGAAUCAGGCAUUUAUGGCGAUGUGAGAAGCCACUAUUAUAUUCAGCCUCUGAAAAGCACAUUGUCCUCAAGAAAAAACAAGUGGUAAUGGAUCUUCAGAGACAGUUUCGUACCCUGACUGGCUGCCUGGGGUUAACUGAGAAGCGAAAGCCUUCCCUUUUCCAGCUAAACUGGACUGAAGAAAGCACAAAAAUGAAUUGUUUUCAUGGGCACAGCCUGGCAGCAGUUUUGCAACAAAAAGGUGAUAUUUUUACCCCUCUGAACAGAGACUAUUGGUUGUGUACACUUAACAAGUGCAAGAAGGUGUGUGGUCAUCACAGCCAAUACAGUGAAUCAGAUUUUCCCCAUACCUAUCGGUUUGUGCUACAUCUGUUUUCCUUCCUCCUGAGAGUGCAGCCAUCUCUCAUCCAUGAAGAAGUAUCUACGAUAGAACAUAAACUGUUUCAUUCCAAACUUCAUAUGAAGUCCAGAAUAUUCAAAGUUCAAAAAAAAUGAGUCGUAAGACCAGAGGCUAUUGAGAAGAAUGAAGACCUGUAGUAACCAAAAAUCAUCCAUGUAACUUUCAUGCUCCAUUUCAUUAAUCUAAUUCCAUGGAAAUCAUCAGGUUAAGACAGAUGCGUCCUUUCUGCAAUUAGUUUACAUUUAGGUCAGCUUCAGAAAUCAUAUUCCCAAUCUAACAACCAAGCUUUGUGGAAGAAGAAAUCAUUGAUAGGUUCGAACGUUACCUCUGUUUUCUCAGGUCUCUCCUGCCCUAGCAGCCUUGGUUUUGUAGAAUAUUAACCAGUUUGUUAAACAACAGUUUUGUAUGAAAUGCAUAUAAUGCUGGUAAGCCCCCAUUUCCUGAACAUCCAGUCUGGGAAACUUUUGAUUGUGUGAUUCAUACAAAGUGGGUUUGCAAGCUAAAUUUGUUGGACUGGUAAUAUGUUUGAACUGAACCUUGCACAUCCAUACAUUCAGGGAACUUGCAGAAAAGAUGAGAUCUGACUAAUUACCAAGGUUUGUUUCUUCUGUGCAAUACCAGUGAUAUUAUAAAAUGUUCAUACAUUUAUAUUGUAUAAUAUAAAGAAUAUAAAUAAUGUUUUCUUUAUAUGCCUCUAUAAUAUUUUUCUUAUUAAAAUGUUGUAUUUAUUACCGCAAAAAAUAAAACCUGAUAUUUUGAAGUGUCACCUUUUUGGAAAUUAA
Messenger RNA from Candoia aspera, 2458 nucleotides. It is a transcript of the gene TAF1B, whose product is annotated as TATA-box binding protein associated factor, RNA polymerase I subunit B. Gene Ontology annotation, molecular function: RNA polymerase I core promoter sequence-specific DNA binding. The record is from RefSeq and is a predicted model, not a curated record. NCBI's taxonomy places the organism in Eukaryota, Metazoa, Chordata, Lepidosauria, Squamata, Candoiidae. Gene Ontology annotation, cellular component: RNA polymerase I core factor complex; RNA polymerase transcription factor SL1 complex. Bases 35 to 1771 code for a protein of 578 amino acids. The transcript has 15 exons. Gene Ontology annotation, biological process: RNA polymerase I preinitiation complex assembly; nucleolar large rRNA transcription by RNA polymerase I.